GUUGGUACCAAAAAUAACUCUUAACUUUUAUGCUGCUUCUUCUAAUCUUCUUCUAGUCAACCACCAAUCACAAUUCACAAUACAAAGCAAACACCCCUCCAUAUUUUUUUAGUCAUAAUUAUAAGUAUUGAAAAUACAUAACAUUCAUUUUUCUCUCUCUUUCCCUCUUUGAUUAGAGAGAUAAAUUCAGGAGAAUCAGAUGGGAAAUUGCUGGGGUUCUCCAGCUGAAACACCCACCACAACUCCUAGCACUACCGGCAACGUUAGUUCAAGUGUAAUAAGCCAGACCACAUCAUUAACAAGCAGCAGCAAUAUAUCAAGCAAGAGCCAAUUUUCGGCAUCAAGUGGUGAUGAUUUGUAUCCAAAUGGCCAGAUUUUGCCUACUCCAAAUUUAAGAGAGUAUAGUUUUCAAGAAAUGAAAUCUGCUACUAGAAAUUUCAAAGGUGAUAAUUUAUUGGGUGAAGGAGGUUUUGGUCGAGUUUAUAAAGGCUGGCUUGAAAAUAAGCAUCCUCCUAAGAGUGGUAGCGGUUUGGUUGUUGCAAUUAAAAAGUUGAAUUCUGAAAGUGUUCAAGGUUUCGAAGAAUGGCAGUCAGAAGUAAAUUUUUUAGGAAGGCUUUCGCACCCUAAUCUUGUCAAAUUACUUGGAUACUGCUGGGAAGACAAAGAACUGCUGCUUGUAUAUGAGUUCAUGCAAAAAGGGAGUUUAGAAAAUCAUCUUUUUGGAAGGGGCUCUGCUGUUCAACCACUUCCUUGGGACUUGCGGCUUAAAAUUAUCAUCGGAGCUGCACGGGGAAUUGCCUUCCUACAUUCUUCGGAUGACCGUGUUAUUUAUCGUGACAUCAAAGCUUCCAAUAUACUCCUAGACGGCUCUUACAAUGCAAAGAUAUCAGACUUUGGCUUAGCAAAAUUGGGUCCUUCGGCGAGUCAAUCCCAUGUCACAACAAGGGUUAUGGGCACCUACGGAUAUGCCGCACCUGAGUACAUUGCCACAGGUCACUUGUAUGUCAAGAGUGAUGUGUAUGGCUUUGGUGUCGUGAUAGUCGAACUUUUGACUGGUUUACGAGCACUUGAUACAACUCGUCCUACCAACAAGCAAACCUUGGUGGAUUGGAUCAAACCCCAUCUGUCUGAUAAAAGGAAGUUGAAGAGUGUAAUGGAUACUAGGUUGGAGGGAAAGUAUCCAUCAAAAGCUGCGGUAGCAACUGCUGAACUAGCUCUGUCUUGCCUUGCACACGAACCUAGAGCGCGACCAUCAAUGCAAGAAGUUUUGGAAUCCUUAGUAAAAAUCCAAGGCAUACCUCAUGACAAACCAAGGGUGUCUAGGAGAAACUCAGCAGGUAGUGCAGCUGUUCGUCCUCAUCGACAUCGUCGACAAAAUGGAAUUCGAUCACAACCCAAUUCUCUACAGUCUAGGUAGAUUAUGUCUCAUAAAUUGCUUUAACUUGUCAUAUUUUUUGGCCAAGGCUAAUACUCUAAAUUAAACUGUUCUUUUAAUGAUAUUACUUCCUGCAUUUUAUGAUGGGAUAAUACUGAAUAUAUAUAGCUAGUUAAGAAAGAGUUUCUGUAAUUUGAUGUACUGUGUUAUACUUCGUAUGUAUUUGUAAUUAUUCUUUGUGAAUUUAGCUUUCCUUGAUAUUAUUAUCACCCA
This is a messenger RNA of Chenopodium quinoa (quinoa), 1648 nucleotides long. Its product is annotated as probable serine/threonine-protein kinase PIX13. The record is from RefSeq and is a predicted model, not a curated record. Lineage: Eukaryota; Viridiplantae; Streptophyta; Magnoliopsida; Caryophyllales; Amaranthaceae. Gene Ontology annotation, molecular function: protein kinase activity; ATP binding. Bases 200 to 1417 code for a protein of 405 amino acids. Gene Ontology annotation, biological process: protein phosphorylation. The transcript has 6 exons.